Ilex paraguariensis (yerba mate) is the source of this 747-nucleotide messenger RNA. The record is from the annotation of a GenBank genome assembly. Lineage: Eukaryota; Viridiplantae; Streptophyta; Magnoliopsida; Aquifoliales; Aquifoliaceae.
AUGGCGGAAAGGGGAAGUGCGCGAUUCAAAGCGGCCACGAACGAAGGAAUGAGCUAUCGCGUCUUCAUCGUCUACUCUUAUGCUCUCUCCGGCAUUUUUCUCCUUCCUUUCUCCCUCUUCGUCGACAGAAGGAAAGAACUUCCUCCAUUCGACAUGGGCCUUAUCGGUAGAAUCUGGGUCCUUGGGUUUCUUGGAUUUGCAGCUCAGAUGUUGGCGUAUCAGGGCAUAGAGUACAGUUCUCCAACUCUUACUUCCGCCAUUAGCAAUCUCACUCCAGCGUUUACCUUCGCACUCGCCAUCGCUUUCAGAAUGGAAAAACUAGCAUUGAGAAGCUUAAGCAGCCAGGCUAAAAUUGUGGGUGCCAUCGUAUCUAUAGCAGGAGCACUUGUGGUGGUUCUCUACCAAGGUCCCAUAGUUGUGCGAGGCUCAUCAUCAUCAUCCAAAUCGCUUUAUCUAGCUCUGAGAUCACCACAAUCAAAUUGGAUCAUUGGUGGUGCUCUUCUUACAGCUAACUGUUUUGUACUCUCCCUUUGGUAUAUUAUACAGACCAAAAUUGUCGAGAAGUAUCCAGCGGAGCUACUUGUAGUGGCUCUCUACACCUUAUGUGUGGCCAUCAUUACUACACCAGUGGCGUUCAUUCUUGAACCAAACUUGAGUGCAUGGAAAAUAACUACUAAGAUGAUGUUGAGUGGCAUUUUGUAUUCUAAGGGCCCGGGAAUACUAUUUCAGAUUGAACAGCUUUAUUAG